Cylindrotheca closterium is the source of this 2649-nucleotide messenger RNA. The record is from the annotation of a GenBank genome assembly. Lineage: Eukaryota; Bacillariophyta; Bacillariophyceae; Bacillariales; Bacillariaceae.
AUGCAUCGUUUCAACAUUGUUUCACUGGUGUGGAUGGCUUUGAUUGCUACAGCGACGCUCACAGGAUCAGCCGCUCAGAUUUAUCCUGAAGAAAUUAUACUCAAAGCCGGUGUGAUUCCAAGCAAAUCAUUUGGAGGCUUUAUGGCAGAUCUCCUAGAUCGGUUAGCAGAAAUUGCACUUGAAGACAAUGUGACUCUCACAGUUCAGAAGAAAACGAUCCAAGGGCUAUAUGGGUCCAACUUGGCCUUGAUUUCCCCUGAUUGCAAGGCGGGUGGAACGACUGAGGUCAACGGAGUUACAUACGAUUGUUCGGACUAUGACUUUAUCAUUGGUGACUUCUGGCCAAAUCCUGAACGGUAUAUGCUGGUCGAUUUUACCCCUCCUUGGCUCACAACCUCGGUAUCAACCAUGAAGCUCGCUGAAAAGACGAAGAGUCCACACCUUGAUGUCACAACACUAACUGAAGCUGAAAGAUCUGGGGUCCCAGUCUGUGCACUGGAGAGCUCAUAUUCCGCGUCGUUAGUAGCUGAAUCAUUUCCUGACAUCAAUAUUCUUCAUUGUGCUCCCUAUAGUACCGAAUACAGCUGUCUGGAUAUGCUUGAGAACGAGGAUUGCCAAUUGCUUGCCUCGGACGAGCUAGAUUUGAGAUCUUUACAAACGCAAUAUCCAUACUUCGAAAUGACAGGGGAGCAUUUGGUUAGGCAGCUCCUGGCCUGGCCCACGAGAAAAAACCUGGAUUCAACAAGCUCAUUUUUGCUCAAUAAGUGGAUCUAUGCAGCUAUCAGCAACCAUGUCAUCGACGAGCUGUACUUUGAAUAUUAUGAGAAGAAACUUUGUGCCAUUGGAACAGCUGGGGUAGACUGUGAGCUGCCAUGUGAUCCCGAUCACGGCUCUUCAAAUGCCCAGGGACAAUGUGUUUGCGAGUCGAUGCGAUGGAGAGGAGACGACUGCAGCGUGGAAGUACCACAAGAACUGAAUUUGAUACCUCCCACUGUUAAGGGAAUUGCAUACAGUAUGUUUGGACUCAACGCAUUUCUUGUGCUUGUUGGUGGAAUAUGGCUACGAGUCUAUUGGGACAGCCCUGCUGUGAAGUACAGUCAACCUGGGUUUCUUGCUCUAGUCCUUAUCGGUUGCUUUGCUAGCACAUCAACCAUCCUUGCAAUGGUACAGGAAGACGAAGAAGAUGGUCCCGUUCCAGCAUGCAUUGCAAUCCCAUGGCUAUACAGUGUAGGAUUCUCCAUCACGUUUGGAACGCUUUUCGCCAAGAUCCGCAGAGUGUAUGGAAUCUUCGCGGAGGCGCAUCGGAGCACAAAUAGGCGAGUUGUUGACUCAUCUCGACGAGCAUACACAUCUUGGCAAGAUACUCUUUCGAUGAUUGGUAAAGUGCUUCUUUUGGACGUUGUCAUUCUGGUACUAUGGACAGGUGUCGAUCCUCUCCAUUGGCAACGAGAGAUCAUUCGACAAGAUCAGUUUGGGUUUACGCUAGAGUCACGCGGCAGCUGUACAUCUGAAAACUGGAGACCAUUUCUUGGAGCACUUGUUGCUUUGCACAUCACACUUUGUGUCAUUGCUUGUUAUAUGUGUUAUGUAGCACGGAAUAUCCCAAGCAGGUACAGUGAGCACAAGUAUUUGACAAUUGCGAUGGUAUCGAAUCUACAAGUGUUUGCCAUUGGAGUCCCUGUAUUGAUAAUAACAGAAGACGAUCCGGCCUCCCACUUCUUUGUUCGAAGUGCAGUCGUUUGGAUGAAUGACUUUGUGGUACUCGCUUUGAUCUUUGGAAACUUGAUGUAUGCUGUACACUCUUCGAAAUCGCGUGGUCAGAUGACUGGAAGGGAAAAGCAAAAGGUGUCUGAAGCAGUACGAAGCUUUGAACCACGGCGCGACUCUGUCGGCCAUCGAAAAGGGUCCGGCGGAUCAUCACUGGAAAGAAACGAACGAAACGAACGAGGCUACAAUAAGAACAAGCCUGCUCCUAAAGAAGUGAGCACCGAGUCGUCAGAUAUUGAAAACGGGUCUGUUAUCCGUGCUCCUGGUACUGGAACACAAUGCACGUCAGGUUGUCGCUCUGCAGAGAAUACUAAAGAAACAUCAGAGAUCGCCAUUUCCGCACUUAGCAUGAGUGGAUUCGACGGAUCCAGCAGUCACGAUGGCAUGCCUAUACUGGUAAUUGGUGGUCCUACUACAAAGUCGAAAGAAGAAUCAGCCGCACGAUGGGGACAGUCACCUGGUAGUCCGUCAUCUGAUGAGAAAGGGGAACUGAUUAGUUCCUAUGGACCAUCGAUUCCAACCCGUGGGGAGACUGUUUUUGAUCAACCAGAAGAAGAUGGCAGUGGAGCAUUACUAUCAUCAAAUCCAGCAAUGUCGAAUUCCAGGGACGGAAACAACGACGGUUGUGUAGUACUAGCAGAAGAAGAAGAAGAAGAAAACCCGCAACAGCCGAAUGCCAUGGUAAUGAACAAUAAACCCCAUCAGUUCCUAGACCUGGCUGUGGAUGUAUCGGAACGUCUUACUUCUAUAGCAGAACUGGAGUGGAGCGAUGAAGAAGAGAAUCUUACAAAUCAGACGCCACAUGCGUUGUUGGAAUCUACUUCGCCUGAGCAAGCACCAAUUAUGCCAGUACGGGUCGAGUCGGAAGUUAUGGAGGCCUAG